GGAGCGCCAUCUUUUUACUUUCCAGACAAAUUUUCUAUUGGCAUCGCGUGUUUUGUUCGUUUUACAGGAUUGCGCAAGUAAUUAAAAAUGGACAGCACAUCAUCCGUUAACUCAGCUCGCUGUGGAAAGCGUCUUGAAUUUGGUAGCUCUCCGGAUAUUUGUUUCAUUUUCCCGAACCAUGGCGGCGCCAUUAUUACUGCGGAAAAGUUUGCGUUGGCGAAGAAGAGUGAACUGUUCGAGAAGCAAUUUCCUCCAUCGCGCAAUGAGAUCGAUGCAACCAGCGAGCGUGUUGCAAUCACGGAGAUAUCUGUCGACACGUUCGCCAAGUUUGUCAAGCAUAUUUAUGGAACAGCCAUCGAUAUUGACGAGGAAAAUUAUCUGGAGCUCCUGUACGCUUCCACCAAGUACUUCGUGGAUGAUCUGACGCACAUGAUUGUGGAGUUUCUCAAAGGAUUCUUGGACUCCGGAAAUGUGGUUCAACACUUCGAAUUCAUAGAGAAGUUCAACAUCAAAAUGCUGAAUGACUACAUGAAGCGGCUUUUCGUCAAGUUUCCUCUAGAUGUGAUCAAAAGUCUGACAAUAUCUGCGCCUCACAAGCGAAUUCUAAAGAUGAUCUUGAAAUCACCGUUUCUUCCGGUCUCUGAAUUCGAUCUGUACAAGGCCAUCUUGAAGAUGAAAUGUUUGGAGCAGAACGUUGUCCAUCAUGGGGAGAGGCUGAGGAAGGAUCUCGGGAAGCUGAUCUAUUUGAUCAGAUUCCCAUGCAUGACUGUCAAGGAGCUGAUCUCCUGUGGAGAGACGCCGACUCUGCUGACGCACAAGGAGUUGGUUGACUUUCUUCUGUGGGUGGAGAAGGAUCAAUACUCAGAUACUAUUCGAUCCUUUUCUACUGACAACAGGAUUCAGGUGGUGCUUUCGAGCAACCUUGCCCUUUGUACGCAAUGUAGAGCUGCUCACAAGUUGGAAAAGUUCCAGUGCACUGAGUGUAGUAAGGACUUUUGAAAUGCGUUCGUACUAGGAUCAUAUGAAUCCUUGAUGUUGGCAAAAUAUCGAUUUUUGUAGGAGGAUGAUGAAUUUUUUGUCAUAACUAUUUGAAAUACGACAUUUUUUCACAUAAAACCUAAUUAUGAUGUUUCAGGUGAGAAGUAUCACAUGAUUUAUAUGAAGUAUACUAAUUAUAAUGAAUUUGAGUUCAGUUAAAUAAAUGUAGUGUUGAAUAAUGUUCUGAAGUCACGCUACGUAAACCUGAAGUAUAUUAAACUUAAAUAGCUGAAAUACGUACCUAUAAUCUUUAUUGAUAAUUGAAAUAAUUCUUUUCCUAUCCGUAUAAAUAUUGAAUUUCAUGCACUGCAAUCAUCAAUACUAUGUGUAAAUUAUUUCCAACGAGGAAAUAUGUUUUCUCGUCAGAAGAGGUGAAUUUGCGAGAAAGAAAGUUGAAAACAUCCAGAAUAAAUUUUUGCCAGAGCAC
This is a messenger RNA of Phlebotomus argentipes, 1465 nucleotides long. Its product is annotated as actin-binding protein IPP-like. Gene Ontology annotation, molecular function: protein binding. The transcript is spliced from 2 exons. NCBI's taxonomy places the organism in Eukaryota, Metazoa, Arthropoda, Insecta, Diptera, Psychodidae. The record is from RefSeq and is a predicted model, not a curated record. The coding region runs from base 88 to 999 and encodes 303 amino acids.